GAGGACAGUUUCACUCCUUAAUUUAUAAAAGAAAUCCAGGUGAAUUCAGCUCCUGUGAUGCAGUGACAAGUUCAGCUCUGGAAAACUACACUCUUUCAGAGACAGACAGAGAGAGAGAGAGACAGACAGGUGGACAGAUAUAUAGAAAGGACAUUUGGACACAGCACACAGUUUACUGUCGUGUCAUUUAAAAGCGUCGUUUUUAUCUUCAGCGAAGAUCGUUGUGUCUUUGUUGCCCCCUCUGGCUGCAAUGGGGAACUACAGCUCUACAGAGAUUGAAGUUUUUAAAGGCAUCGUAUCAGCAGCGGGGAGCGAGACGCUGGAGAACCAAACAGCAAAUAAUAAUCAUGAUCGAGUCUGGCAUCAUCUGAGUGAAACGCUGCAGGAACCCGAUGUGUUCUCCCUCAAAUUCCUCCACAACAUCACAGAGACAGACGGAGAACCUUCAGAACCUAAAACAAAUGUUCCUCCAAAACCAGAAGUGUCUCCAUCUCAAGAGGUUUCCUCUGCAUCUUCUAACUCCUCCUCCCCGACCAUCUCAUCCCUUGUUUCCGUCCUCAGAUCCUCAGGUUCCUCCUCAUCAGAUCCUAAACCCCGUCUCGCUGCUCACGCUCCUCCGACUUUACAGAAACUCAAUGUGGAGCUUCAAGACAUGAGAGAGGAGCUGGAGCUGCUGAAGACUCAGCACAAGAGAGAAAUUAAACUGCUCAUGAGCGAGCUGGAUGAAGAAAAGAAAAUGCGCCUUUCGCUGCAGGUCGACGUGGAGCGUCUUAAGAAGCACAUGUCCAAAUAAGAUCUGGACAUGACAUGUUGUAAAGACGUUUCCAUGACAACUGUAGAAACUGAACACACUCCCAGGAUGAAACGACUUGGUGUUGAAGAGAAGGAGACGAGGUGCUUUGAGAAAAACUGUUCUACAUCGUGUGUGUCUUUGUGUUGAGGAGAGUGUGGCUCCUCGCCUGAAACACGUUCCGUUCUGUUCUUCUACAACACACUGUGACUUAAAAACUGUUGUCUUCCACUUACCAUAUAUGGUUGUAGUUUCCUGAACUGGUGGGGAAAAUGUUC
This is a messenger RNA of Neoarius graeffei (lesser salmon catfish), 1068 nucleotides long. RefSeq names its product SH3 domain-containing kinase-binding protein 1. The coding region runs from base 251 to 793 and encodes 180 amino acids. Lineage: Eukaryota; Metazoa; Chordata; Actinopteri; Siluriformes; Ariidae. The transcript has 6 exons. The record is from RefSeq and is a predicted model, not a curated record.